Colias croceus (clouded yellow) is the source of this 393-nucleotide messenger RNA. RefSeq names its product bolA-like protein 2. Gene Ontology annotation, biological process: intracellular iron ion homeostasis. NCBI's taxonomy places the organism in Eukaryota, Metazoa, Arthropoda, Insecta, Lepidoptera, Pieridae. Gene Ontology annotation, molecular function: 2 iron, 2 sulfur cluster binding. The record is from RefSeq and is a predicted model, not a curated record. The transcript is spliced from 3 exons. The coding region runs from base 124 to 369 and encodes 81 amino acids. Gene Ontology annotation, cellular component: nucleus; cytosol.
UGCAAAACAAAAAAAAAUUACAUAACCUAAAUCUUGGCCACAUCUUGUUUUCAAGUUAAACUAGGUUAGAUAUACCGUUAUAAUUUAUGAAUUAUUCUCAACCUACCAGUUUCUCGUUUGAAUAUGGUGUACACGGAAGAAUAUAUUAAAGAAAAGUUAACAAAGGAGCUGGACGCGGUUCAUGUUGAAGUCGUCGAUGAAAGUGACGGCUGCGGGGCUAAGUUCUCCGUCGUGAUCGUCUCUGAUAAGUUCCAGGGGAAACCGCUGUUGGCGCGGCAUAGGCUCGUCAAUUCAGUUUUAGAAGAGGAGUUGAAGACAAUACACGCAUUCAGUCAGAAAACGCUCACAGUAGAACAAUGGAAGAAGUGAUUUAAUAUAUGUAAAUUGUAACGA